GGGAGUAGGCUAAACGUGGAAAUCUAAAUCUGAAGUGAUGGAUGUGCUGUUUACUUUUAUGCUUCGCUCUCAAUCACGUCCGCGCGGAUCCUUUCAGAGAAUCUGUAUUUAGUGCUUGCAAAGAGCUGAUCUGACGUCAGGCUUCGACUCACGUAGCUAGCAGCAGACUGGUCCCUAAACACCCGCCCACAUUCACCUCUAAACACAAAGCAGUCCUUUUCUCUGUCUAAAUAUCUGCUGGUCUUCGAGUCAUCGAGAAGCUGAAGCGAAGCACACGUACCUCAAGCAAACUGGAAAUCUAACGCAGUCGAGUGCAGUCGUGCAGGUGUUCUGCUGUCGGACCAUGGAUGCGCGGAGAGAGCUCUUCCAUUACACAGACGCCGUCGAGCAGAUCUGAAAGGCAUCGGCCGAGAUGCACCGUAGCUGCUGUCACCAAGCGCCGAUCUAUAGUGAUACCGGCCGGGUUUUAUCAUGGUUUUCAGACGGUCAGCUCGGAGAAUGCGGUGGCUGGGAUGUUAUCGGUUGGGGCCCGUAUGGAAAGCACUUCUGAUAUUUGUUGUCAUCGCUUUUGCGGGACAACUUCUGGGAGUCAUCUUCAACAAGAGCUGGAUGCAGCCAGAGAGACCUCACUCCAUCUACUCUUUUCCCUCUGAGAAUUCCCAAGGGGACUCUCUGGGGUCUUGCCAGCCACACACCCACAUCAUGUUCCUGAAGACUCAUAAGACGGCAAGCAGCACCGUUCUCAAUUUGCUCUAUCGCUUUGGAGAGGAGCGGGGCCUUAAAUUUGCCCUACCUGUGGGGUACCAAUUUGGCUACCCACUGCCAUUUAUCGCUCAGAGGGUGAAAGGAUACAGAGGCCCUCAUGUGGCAGAAUUUGACAUUAUGGGAAAUCAUAUGCGGUUCAACAGACCAGAGGUUGAGAAGGUCAUGCCAGCUGACACCUUCUAUUUCUCUAUCCUUCGAGACCCUGUGGCGCUAGCUGAAUCCUCCUAUGCCUACUAUAAAAAUGUUGCUCCUUCCUUCAGGCGUGCCAAAGGACUGGCUGAUUUUGCAGACAACCCCUAUAAGUACUAUGACCCCAGAGUCCGAAACAACCAUUAUGCCCGCAACCUGAUGUGGUUUGAUUUUGGUCUGGAUCAUACCUCCAACUUCAGCUUUGCGCUGGCCAAGCGCGGUGUGGCCGCAGUGCGUCGGAACUUCAAGCUCAUCCUUAUCUCAGAGUACUUCGAUCAAUCUAUGGUGCUGCUCCGUCACGCUCUUUGCUGGCCUCUAGAUGCUGUGGUUUCUUUUAGCCUGAACGCCAGGCAGCAGAUGCCCAGUGGAAGAUCAGGAUGGGUGGGCAAGGCUGCAGCUCCAGCUCCUUUGGCAUUAACAGACAAGCAAAGAUUGAAAUUACGUGAAUGGAAUGCACUCGACUGGCACCUUUACCAAGCUUUUAAUCUCACUUUCUGGCAGGAUGUAGAGCGCUUCGGGCGUAGUAGGAUGGAGUCUGAGGUGGCCCUGCUUAGGACCAAACGGGAGGUUCUCACUCGCAUCUGCUUGCGUGAUGGCGGCCGCCCCAUAGAGGCCAGCCGCAUCCGGGACAAGACCAUCCGUCCUUUCCAGAGUGGAUUAGUGAAGAUCUUGGGUUACGAGUUGCAGUCGGGACUAGACAACGCCACGUGGGAAGCUUGCCUACGCAUGAUCAGGCCUGAAAUCCAAUACAAAGACUUGCUGGAUCUUCGGCAGUUCCCUCGAGCCCAACAACCCCAAGCUGCUGGAGGGCUUCCAGUAAAGAGGGAGCCCUCAGUACUCAGGAAUGAAGACCGUGGGGGAAAGAGGUUGGUGGAAAAGGAUUGGGAUGGGACCAUUCUAUUUCGGAAUCAAUCAUUAGAGCAGAUUGAUUCAAAAGUAAGACUUAGAUAGUAAGCUAGUUGCACCUUUUUGCCUCAAGGUCAGUAGUUCUGACCCAUUUUGGCUCAACGGGCCUCUGUGCUGCACUACUAGAGGAGAAGGGAUAUCAAGACACACAACACACUACUUUGUCAUCUACUCUUCCUUCCUCCAUCUUGCCCUUCUGCACUCUUAUUUUACACAACACAGAGUUCCAGAGUGAAGAAGAGGUCUGUGAGAACAUUGCAAUGGUUGGGGUGAUAUAAUGUUUCAAGCAUGCCGUAUGGAAGCUAAAUGCACAAACUCACUAAAUGGAGGAGAAGUGAGAAAAUGCUGCUUCCCUGUGCAUGAUGAGUCAUGGUAUAUUACAAAAAAACUUAGCAGUGCACAUUAUGUAAGUGAUUGCAGUGUGUCAGACAUACUGCUAAAAGCCUACUUUUAAAUAGGUAACGUGUAUUUGGUACGUUAGCCUUCAAAAGUUUGGGGUCAAUAAAAUUCUUUUUGAAAGAGCUUAAUAAUUUCAUUCAGCAGGGAUGCAUGAAAUUAAUAUGUAACAGUAAAGACAUUCAUUAUGAUAUAAAAGAUUUCCAUUUCAAAUCAAAUAUGUUCUUUUGAAUUCAAAGAAUCUUGAAAAAAUGUUCAUAUGAAAUUGAAAACUGGAGCAAUAACUAAUGAAAGCUCAGCUUUGCCAUUUCAGGUAUUAAUUACAUUAUAAAAUAUAUUACAAUAGAAAGCAGUUAUAUUACAUUGUAAUAAUACUUCUCAUAAACUGUAUUUUUGAUUAAAUAAAUGCAUCCUUUGUCAAAAAAAGACAUUAAAAAAGUAUUGAAAAAUCCCAAACUUCUAAAUGGUACUGCGGGUGUACCCCCAGUGUCACUACCAAAAAAGUUAGACUUGUGCAUCCAAUGAAAUAACAGUUUGAUACUGGAAAUGCUGAUUUCUUAUUUGAUUAUAGUAAUAAGACACAAUGGAUAUCCAUUUGCUGCAUGAUGAAAUUCAACGAAAGUGCAACCACAGACCCUUCAUUGUCUGGCACACAAGAUUCAAACAGUGGUACUGUUCAGAGUUGCUGGAAUUUAGUUUUAUAUCCAUUUAUUUGGGUAACAGGAAUCUUGAAAGUGUUUUUUUUUUAAGAGGAAUUCAUUGUAGUUUUUUUUUCUAUGCCACAUGCAUUUUUUGUGACACAUUAUAAGCUAAUACGACUCCCAUGGUUCUGUGAGAACAUCUCCAGUUUUUAACACUGUGAAAUAUUAUGACCAUUCAUAAAGGGCAAAAUGGGCUGUAGAUUUGUAUUUACCUUAAGUGAUUGGCCAUUGCACUUAUAAAACCUAUAACAGUCUGUUUACUUAUCGAUGUUUGCUAGAGGUUGAUAUUUUAGCUUUUUAUUUUGAAGUUUUGAAUAAAUAUAAAAUCUAAAAAAAUAAUAAUAAUAAAAAAAUAAAAUAAAAAAAACAAUAGAUGGUGAAUGUUCAUUGGCAUGGUAAAUGCUGUAAUUUCUGAGGCCUGUCAUAGACGUUUUACUGAUCAAAACACCACCUGAAAUUCCAAAACUCUGGUUAUUUUGCCUUAAAGUUAGUACCUAUGUGAAGCAGUGCUUUCCUAUCAGAGCUUGCUGUAUUUAUUAUGCUUUUGUAUAAAUUUCUCUGUGUAUCUUCUGCAUUUAUACUCUCAGAACGUUUUUUCCUCUUAUUGUGAGUGCUGAGAUAACAUAGUGUAGAAAUUUGACUGGAAUGCACUGUGCAAAUCGCCCCAUGUUUGAACAACCAGCUUUUUGUAUGCAGAUUUCAAUGCACAGAGCAAGAUGACAUCUAACAUUACCAAUGAAUUUAUUUCCUUUGGUCUAAGGCAGAUGGUAUUGAAAUGAAGAAAACACUAGUUUGGACACUGUGGCGUGCCUAUUCAUGUGCAUUGUUUAUUGUAUAGUUAGAAUUUAUAUGCAUGGCUAUAGUUAGCAAUCAUUUCCUUGUGUAAUUGAUAAACAACUGCGUAAUUUGACUUGCAUUUUAAUACUCCAUUGCAUUCUAGUUUGGAUGGUACUAUUGCCAGUUAAUUAGAAGUUAAUUAAGUCUUUAUCUUUCACUUUUUUCUGUUCACAUUGGCUUCUGUGUUUCCAGCUCUUAUGAAUUGGUUAUCGAUGGAGCUAAAAUAAAAUAAUAAUAAUAAUAAGAAGAAAAUAAAAACAGUUAAAUUAUUUAAAUUCAGAUUUUAAAUAACAACUAUGAAAUUUAGUUUUCAGUGAAUAUGAAGGAAAUUAUUUUUUAAAUAAUAUUUUAAAGUCAAUGAUUCAAGACAAUGGUUCAUUUUGAUCUUACCUUUUUCUCUUUAUAAACAGUACUUUUGGCAGAUUUAAUGUUUAUUCCAUUAAAAAGAAAACAAUAAUGCUAUAACUGUGAACCCGUGUUUGAAGAAAUUGACAGUAAACUGAAUUUAAGCAUUGAUUUCCUGUUAACCUUGAGAUGUAUAGAUUUUACAUUCGUUCAUCUCAUUUUAGAGAAAGCUCUAAUGAGUCUGGCAAUAUUGUGCUGUAAUACCUGCGUGUCAUACAAAUCAAUUGGUUCAGUGUCUUCAUGACUCCUUAGAUAGAUUAACUGUGGUACUGCAAUUUAAAGAUAAACCAAAGAGGUACUGAUGUUUCUUGAAAUCUUGAUAUAUGAACAAUUGGCACAUUUUUUCCUUACAUUUGUUUACCAGAAAAUUAAUUCAGAUGGAGUGUAAAGGUGCAAAUGCAGCUUACGGUCUGCGUCAAUGAUCAUCUCAUAAGGGAGGGAAAAGAAAUGGUUGGUAGUUUAAUUAAAAGUGUGCUCUCCAAAUGAGAAGAAUGCAACAGUUCUCUUACAACACUAUCUGUAGUCAGUAUCAGUCAGUUUUAUUUAAGCAGGAUAGUUAAAAUCAUUUACAUUCAUUCUCUUCUGCACUGUUAAGACUAUAAUGCGAUUCAUGUGGUGUUUAUGUUACGUUUUUUUUUUUCAAACCUUUUUACCAUAUUUAUUAUUUUUCUCUGUUACUUGAAUAUAUGGAGAAACCUCUGUAGAUGUUUGAUGAACUUGAUUAUGUUUACUUGUAUGUAGAUGAACUUGAUUUCGGUUUACUUGUAUGUAGUAAAAUAAAGCUUUUACAUGUGAUGAA
Molecule: messenger RNA, 4998 nt
Organism: Carassius auratus (goldfish)
Lineage: Eukaryota; Metazoa; Chordata; Actinopteri; Cypriniformes; Cyprinidae
Gene: gal3st4
Product: galactose-3-O-sulfotransferase 4
Exons: 4
Coding region: 472-1905 (477 amino acids)
Biological process (GO): glycolipid biosynthetic process
Cellular component (GO): membrane
Molecular function (GO): galactosylceramide sulfotransferase activity
Source: RefSeq, a predicted model, not a curated record